Talpa occidentalis (Iberian mole) is the source of this 6665-nucleotide messenger RNA. RefSeq names its product protein phosphatase 2 regulatory subunit B''alpha (gene PPP2R3A). The transcript has 17 exons. Gene Ontology annotation, molecular function: protein phosphatase regulator activity; calcium ion binding. Gene Ontology annotation, cellular component: protein phosphatase type 2A complex. Lineage: Eukaryota; Metazoa; Chordata; Mammalia; Eulipotyphla; Talpidae. The record is from RefSeq and is a predicted model, not a curated record. Bases 637 to 4092 code for a protein of 1151 amino acids. Gene Ontology annotation, biological process: protein dephosphorylation.
GCCGACGCAGCAGCCGGAGGAGGAGCCGCGGGUGCUGAGUCUCCUUUGAACACAGAAGCCAAAUUUACCAAUUUAAAAUAUUGUCAGCUCCAGUAAGGACAGGGACUUUAUUUUAUUCACACUUAUAUACCUGGUGCUUAGCAAGUGCCUCUUACAUAGAGACAGGACUGGAAGGCCUUGAGUUGAUAAUAACAACAGAUUCCUGUCAGUCACAGAAAACAAAAAAUGGAUCAUUUAAACCGUUGGAGGACUCAGAUAUCACAAUACUUCUAUACUACCAACUAAGAUUUAUAACUAUAAAUUUCUGCAUCAUACAACUGCUGAAGAACUUAAAAGGCUAUUCUUUGGUUAAGAAAAAAAUAACCCUAUGGUAUCAUAUUACCAAAUAAAGCUAAAAAGCUCAAUUAUUAAGUUAUUAGAUUUGCUGAUACAAGCACACAUGUGCAACUACUGUAUCUUGACAGUUACCAGACCUCAAAUUUAAAUUGUUUCCCCUUGCGGGAAAGGUCAUUAUAUUUGUAAAUAACCACUGUAUGUUGUCAUUAAAUACAUUUUCCGCUGAGUGUCAUUUAGCAGAAUUUACUUGAAACAAGUUUUAGAAAUUUCCAAGUCCUACCACUAAGUAGAUUUGAUAUUAUGGCAGCAACUUAUAGACUUGUGGUUAGUACUGUGAAUCACUACAGCAGCGUGGUAAUAGAUCGGCGUUUUGAGCAAGCUAUACAUUAUUGCACUGGAACCUGCCACACCAUCACACAUGGACUUGACUGCAUUGUAGUACAUCAUAGUGUUUGUGCAGACCUCUUGCACAUCCCUGUGUCUCAGUUCAAAGAUGCAGAUCUGGACUCUAUUUUUCUACCCCAUGAAAAUGGAUUUUCCUUGGCAGAAGGUGACUAUCCUCAUCAGGCCCUCAUAGGCAUACCCAGGGUCAAGAAAGGAUCUACAUUUCAGAACACUUGUAACUUAAAGGACAUUGCAGGAGAAGCAAUCAGUUUUGCCAGUGGGAAAAUAAAAGAAUUUUCCCUUGAAAAACUCAAAAAUUCUAACCAUGCAGCUUAUAAAAAGGGAAGAAAAGUUAAGUCUGACUCAUUUAAUAGGAGGUCAGUUGAUUUUGACUUGCUCUGUGGCCAUUACAACAAUGAUGGGAACUCCCCAACCUUUGGUUUACUCCGGAGUUCUUCAGUUGAGGAAAAGUCUUUGGCCCAUAGAAACUCACUUGAUACCAACCUGACUUCAAUGUUUCUUCAAAAUUUCUCUGAAGACCUGGUUACUCAGAUUUUGGAAAAACAUAAAAUAGAUCAAUUUUCUUCUGGAACAGACAUAAAGAUGUGCUUGGACAUCUUACUGAAAUGCUCUGAGGACUUGAAAAAAUGCACAGACAUCAUAAAACAAUGCAUCAAGAAAAAGUCAGGGACCAAUAUCAAUGAAGGAAGUGGUAACGAUGCAAUAUCUAGCUCUGAAACUGUUUAUAUGACAGUGAUGACCAGGUUAGCAUCAUAUCUGAAAAAGUUACCAUUUGAAUUCAUGCAGUCUGGGAAUAAUGAUGCUAUUGACUUAACAGAACUUGUCAGUAAUAUGCCUAGUUUACAGCUGACUCCUUUCUCCCCAAUAUUUGGCACUGAACAACCCCCUAAGUAUGAAGAUGUGGUUCAGCUCUCAGCCUCUGACUCUGACUCUGCACAGUUUCAAACUACAGAAAAACAAGAUGACAAGCACAACUCUAGGAAAACAGAUACUGUAAAAUCCAUUCCAGACAACUCUACAAACUCCUUACCUAACUUAGCAAUAGAUGAUACGAAAGCUCUAAAAAAUAUUCCACUUCAAUCACAGUCAUUAACCAUGAAGACUUUAGAAAAUGUUUCAUCUGGUGACUUAGUGGAAACCCUUUAUAUUGAAGAAGAAUUAGAUGGAGAGAAAGUAUCAGGUAAAGGACAAAGGACAGAGAAUGGACCUAAUCAGGAGUUGUUAAAAGUAAAUGAAGAGAGAGCAGAAUUUUCAGACUGUAGUACUCACCUUAAAAAAUGUCCUAUUUCAAUGCAAAAUGAAAUUGGUAAGAUAUUUGAGAAGCCAGUUGUUAAUCUACCUGAGGAAGUCCUUAAAUCAAAAGUUCCUAAAGUUGAAGAGGGAGACCACAGAGAUUUUAUGAAUCCUAAUAGUCAGAAAGAGAUAGAUAAAUUGUUGAUGGAUUUGGAAUCUUUUUCACAGAAAAUGGAGACCUCUCUAAGAGAACCACUUACCAAGAGUAAAAUCUCUAACUCUCUAAAUAGUAACAGUCCAUUGACUAGUCAGAUGCCUGUAGAUGUUGAGCAUAAUUCUAAAGUCUCGUCACCUGUGGAAAAAGUCUCACCUUCCUGUCUAACAAGGAUUAUUGAAACUAAUGGACACAAAAUAGAGGAAGAAGAUCGAGCACUCUUACUAAGAAUUCUUGAAAGUAUUGAAGACUUUGCUCAAGAACUAGUUGAAUGCAAAUCGGGCAGAGGGAGCCUAUCACAAGAAAAGGAAAUGAUGCAAAUUCUACAGGAAACUUUGACAGCUUCCUCCCAGACCAAUUUAUCAGUCUGUAGAAGUCCUGUUGGUGAUAAACCUAAAGAUACAACUUCAGUGGUUUUGAUUCAGCAGACCCCAGAGGUAAUCAAGAUUCAAAAUAAACCAGGAAAAAAACCUGGAACACCACUUCCACCUCCAGCCACUGUUCCAAGUAGCACCCAGCCUGUCUCCCCUAUUCCUCAUGUGAAUAAUGCCAGUACACCAUUGUCGAAAAACAUUCCACAGUUCUACUUUCCUGAAGGACUCCCAGAUACCUGCAGUAACCAUGAACAGACACUUAGCAGAAUUGAAACUGCUUUCAUGGAUAUUGAAGAUCAAAAGGCAGACAUUUAUGAAAUGGGAAAAAUUGCAAAGGUCUGUGGCUGUCCUCUCUAUUGGAAAGCCCCCAUGUUUAGGGCUGCAGGGGGAGAGAGCACAGGAUUUGUGUCAGCACAGUCUUUCAUUGCCAUGUGGAGAAAGUUGCUGAAUAGCCAUCAUGAUGAUGCCUCUAAAUUUAUCUGUCUUCUAGCAAAGCCCAGCUGCAGCUUUCUAGAACAAGAGGAUUUUAUCCCUUUACUUCAGGAUGUGGUGGAUACACACCCUGGCCUCACGUUCCUGAAAGAUGCUCCAGAAUUUCAUUCCCGCUACAUUACCACAGUUAUUCAGAGAAUAUUCUAUACAGUCAACAGAUCCUGGAGCGGAAAAAUUACUUCGACAGAGAUAAGAAAAAGCAACUUUUUGCAAACUCUGGCCCUUUUGGAAGAAGAGGAAGAUAUAAACCAAAUCACAGAUUACUUCUCCUAUGAACAUUUCUAUGUUAUUUAUUGUAAAUUCUGGGAACUAGAUUGUGAUCAUGACCUCUACAUCAGCCAGGCUGAUCUAUCUCAUUACAAUGACCAAGCUUCUUCAAACAGGAUUAUUGAAAGGAUAUUCUCUGGGGCAGUAACAAGGGGAAAAACAGUACAGAAAGAGGGAAGAAUGAGCUAUGCAGAUUUUGUUUGGUUUUUGAUCUCUGAGGAAGACAAAAGGAAUCCCACCAGCAUUGAGUAUUGGUUCCGUUGCAUGGAUGUGGAUGGGGAUGGUGUACUCUCCAUGUACGAGCUGGAAUACUUCUACGAGGAGCAAUGUGAACGGAUGGAAGCUAUGGGCAUUGAGCCACUGCCAUUCCAUGAUUUGCUAUGCCAGAUGCUUGACCUAGUGAAGCCAGCAAGUGAUGGCAAAAUAACGCUACGAGAUCUGAAGAGAUGCAGAAUGGCUCACAUCUUUUAUGACACUUUCUUUAAUCUGGAGAAAUACUUAGAUCAUGAACAGAGAGAUCCCUUUGCAGUCCAGAAGGAUGUUGAGAAUGACGGGCCUGAGCCCUCCGACUGGGACAGGUUUGCUGCUGAAGAGUAUGAGACUCUUGUGGCCGAGGAGUCAGCCCAAGCACAGUUCCAGGAAGGCUCCUUUGAAGAUUAUGAAACAGAGGAAUCUUCACCUCUCUCUGAAUUUGGAAACAAAGGCAAUAAAAUAGUAACCUCAAGUCUUUCAGAGAAAUGUGGAAAGCUACAGUCAGUGGAUGAAGAGUAGCUGCCACCGUCUACAUAAAAGGGAGACAUGUCGUUUCAAUGUUUUUCUUGUGAAGAGAUGCUCUAGUUUGCUUUUCAAAGGCUUUGAUUUUGCCAAGUGUGUAUCUGCACUAGUAACUUUAAAAUGUUUUUAAAUGGGCUCGGAUACCCUCACAGUUUGGGAAACUCCUCCAAUUCGCCUGAGACCUUUUACAGAGCUUUUCCUCUGAAGCAAAUAUGACAUACAUUACCUACCAAAGGCUGCAAAAGUAUCCGCACUCUUCGCUCCUGAAUGUACCAAGGAUCUCACGGACAGCACCAAGCACACUUCUCUGCACAAAAGCAGGAGUUGCCUCUGUUGUCCAGCAUCCCUGAGGCCCCUCAAGGCUCCUAUGGAGCCUGGAAGAAAUAUUCACUUGCAGAAAAUUUGAUUAAAAAAUUCUGGAACUUGAAAAAUUAAGGGCCUCCAGAACUGACAGCCCUGGUAAUAAAAGCACUGCCAAAACAUCUCAGAGACUUAAUUAUAUGUGUACUGGAGUUCAAAGAUCUUGAACUUACUUGGUUUAAUGUAAUUUCACAAUGACCUGCCGAACUGCUAGUCACUUUACAUCCUCAGGUAUUAUAACCACUGGGCCUUCCAAUCUUGCUGGCAAGCUCUGAAUAAUCCCUCCUCCCCAUCCUGACUGUGGAUCUCAUAUAAAACCUGGAGAAAGAACUUUUUUAAAAUGAAGACAAGUACAGAGUUUUACUUGUACUUGGGGAGGAAUGUCCUUUUAACUCAUUUAACAUCUGUAGAGAACCAUUGCAUGAUUUAUUAAUCUCCAAAUUAGUUGAUGUCCCAUCCACAAUUCCUAUCAGAAGAGGCCUACUUGAAGACUGACUUACAUGAUACAUGAAAAUUCCUACUACAUACUAAACAUAUUCCUUCAUGUUGAAAAGAAACUAUUAAUACUCCAUCCACCUCAACAUUUCUCACAAAAAUGAAAGAUAAUUGCCACCCAUAAAAGCAAGCUGUUUUGUGUUUACUAUAGUGGUUGGCUUGUUCGUUGCAGAAUUCUGUAUUUUUUAGCAAGACACAAGGCAGCCAAUUCCUGCAAUUUCCUUGAAGAUCAAAUUGGAUAUGCACUAACCAAAAAAAAUGAAAAUUUCUGGUAGUGUAAGAAUUUCCUCUCCCCUCCUUCCCCCCAGAAAUAUUUUAACAUGUAUCUCUGUCAAAGUCAACUUUUCCCUGGAUUUUUUUUUUUUAAACCACAAAUCCUGAAUGUCAGAAUAGCUUCCCAUCCAACCCCACCUUGGUUCCCUUGCUGACGUGAAGGCCAUACACUGAAAUAAUCAAGGAGAAUUUAGGAAAUGCACCAUCAAUUGGUAGAGUAACAGAAUUAGCAAACUUUUGUCAAUAGCUUCAGUUUCCUGUUAUUUUACCUUCAUGAUAGGAACUGAUCCUCCAUUUAACUGUUUACAGAAAGUGAUUACCAUAAAACUUAGUAUCUAAUGUUCACAAAGAACUAAAAGUUUAACAAUGACAAUGCUUAGGAAACAUUACGUGCAAUAACCUAAACACACUGGUAAAUUAUCAGGAUUAAAAGUAUUUACGUGAUAUAUGAAAUCUUCUAUCUGUACCAUACAGCCUUUACCAGGGAGAUUAGCAAUUAUUUUCUUAAUUGCAGAUAAAAAUGCUAACAAGAUAGUAAUUUUUUUAAGACAGAUAUGAUUUAAAGGUUUGAUCAUAAUGCUCUAAGACUCAGCAAAAAGUACAGAUAAAAUUCAAUUUUCCAACAUACCUUUUAAAAAAAAAUUGGUUUUACCUUGUUUUCAAAGUCAUCUUUCACUUUCUCAAUAUUUGGGUUCAAAAAUCUUAUAAAAGUAUAGCUACUAAUUAGUCAAUCCAUUUAAGGUAAGGCUAUUCUAAUCUAGGUGACCCCAAAGUUAUCAUAUUUUCAGACAUAAGAAUGUGUUUCACUGUAGAGAUGAAUGCAAGAAAUGUGAAUUCUAAGGAACUAGGAUAGUAUAUAUUCAACUUUCUGGUAAGAUCAUGCUGAAUAUAAUUAUUCUGCCCAACUGGAAAUUCAUGUUAUUAGGGUAUCCCAGGCUCCUUGAUUAAAGGGUUAUCGUGCAUGACCUUAAUGCAAUUCAAUGGAAAAUGAGUUUCAUAGCAUAACUGCCAAGUUAAACUAAUAAAAUUCUGUGUAUUUUCUCUGCAUCUUAUCUAUGUCACUGUGUACUGUUCAAAGUGUUGAUGAAACUCUAAAUUGAAAUGAGGUAAGUCAUUUGCUCAACUUUUGCAAAUGUUAGUGUGUUUGGGUGGCAAAAACCUGCAUGAUUUAAUUUUGUUUUUCCUUUUUUUGCAAAACUAAAUAAAGACAAGUUGUCAAAUAUCAAUUAUGUUCAAAGAUGAUCACUACAUGAUUUUGCUUUUAACUACACUCCAUUUUUAUGUUUAAGAGUAACACUGUAAGCAAGCUUGAGUUUCAAAAAGGUAACUCUCUUGACUCCCUGGGAAAACUAUAAAGAGAGAUAUAAUACCUAAAACUGAUAAAUGAUUUCUUCUGGAAAUGAGAAGGACCAGAUUUGUGAGUGAGGGGUCUGCAGAAAUCA